GUCCACUUCCCACUGUAACAAAGAUGCCAUGCCAUGUCAGACCAGCCAACUUCCUUACUGCACCCUUUAUUUUUUAUUGAGAAAUGUGCUUUUUUUUUUCGUUCCUUUUAUUGACGCAUCAUUUCUCUUUUGUCUGUCUGCUUUACUAUUUCUCUCACUGCAUUAUUUUGUUGUUGUUGUUGCUAAGGACUAAAGGUUGUAGGGCAAGUGCCAAGUGAGCAAAGAGUGCCUUUUCUUAUGAAUUGGGUUGGAUUGGAUUAGAUUCUUCAGCUUACUUCUCACUCCACAACAUCACAGAUCCUUAACUUCUUCCAUUUCAUUCCAUUUUAUUACAUCACCUUACUUUACUUUCCCCUUCUCUCUUCUUUCUUUCUUUCUUUCUGUUUUUUUUUUUUUUUAAGAAAAAGAAAUCUUUUCUUUCAUUUUCUCUCUAGAUUUUUCUCCACCUUCUUGUUGUUUCUUCUCUCACAUUAUUAAUUUUUGUUUGUUUGUGUUUCUUACUUCACAACUUAAGAAAUCUCUAAUUUUCCAUAUCUACUUUCACUUAUCUUUUCUGGGUUUUGUGUUCUUAUUGAGCUCUGCAACUGUUUCCUUUCUGGGUAUUCUUUACUACUCUUUUUUUUUUCAAUAAUUUUUUUGUAACCUUUGAAACUAUUCUCUACUUGAGUAUGCUUCCUUUUCACUAUCUGAUGUAAAGAUUUUGCAAGAUAAAAGGUAAUUCCUUUGUUGUUGCUGUUGUUGUACUAGUAAGUUAUUUAUUACCAGAUCAGCUCUUCUUAUUUCGAUACUUGAUUCCAAGUUUUGAACUUCCUGUUCUUGCUUCGUUUUGUUUAGAAUCCUUUUUAUUCGGUUUUAGUCCCAAAAAGAUUCUUUUUUUGCUUGUCUCUGUGACUUCCAAUAAUCUAUGGUCUAGAUUCUAUUUAAACCUAUCAAAAUAAAUCCUGCCCUUUAGGCCUAGUAAGUUGUACUGUGUGGAGGCUGUUAGAGGAUUUGAAGAGAAAACAAUAGAAGAAUGGGGUUGUGCUCUGUGGCUAUUGGAUUAACCUGGUUAUUUACAACGGUGAGUACAGUGAGUGGUAUAGGUGCCAACUGGGGCACACAAGCAACCCACCCACUGCCUCCAGAUACAGUGGUGAGGCUACUAAGAGAAAAUGGGAUCCAGAAAGUUAAGCUUUUUGAUGCAGAUUAUGAUGCAUUGAGAGCCCUUGGUAAGUCUGGUAUUGAGGUCAUGGUUGGCAUCCCAAAUGAUAUGCUUUCAUCAAUGGCUGGCAGUAUGAAGGCCGCUGAGAAAUGGGUUGCUAAAAAUGUCUCUACGCAUAUCACCACCAAUAAUGUCAAUAUCAGAUAUGUUGCAGUCGGAAACGAACCUUUCUUGGAAACAUACAAUGGGACCUUUCUUUCAACAACCUUCCCAGCUCUCCAGAAUGUUCAAUCUGCCUUGAUAAAAGCUGGGUUGAGCAACCAAGUGAAGGUGACUGUCCCUUUGAAUGCUGAUGUCUAUGCAAGCUCAACUGGCUUUCCAUCUGGUGGUGACUUUCGAACUGAUAUCCAUGAUCUCAUGAUUAACAUUGUCAAGUUCUUGAGCGACAGUGGUUCCCCCUUUACUGUAAAUAUAUAUCCUUUCAUCAGCCUCUACUCUGAUCCCAACUUCCCAGUUGAGUAUGCCUUCUUUGAUGGCAAUGCGGUCCCUGUAAAUGACGGUGGAACAUCCUACUAUAACAUGUUUGAUGCUAAUUAUGAUACUCUUGCGUAUGCCUUACAAAAGAAUGGAUUUGGAAACUUGCCUAUCAUUGUCGGUGAGAUUGGGUGGCCCACUGAUGGAGAUAAGAAUGCUAACAUGAUUUAUGCCCAAAGAUUCAACCAAGGUUUUAUGCAACGUAUUUCAGGUGGUAAAGGAACCCCAUUGAGGCCUGAACCUAUUGAUGCUUAUUUAUUUAGUUUGAUUGAUGAGGAUGCUAAGAGCAUUGAUCCAGGGAACUUCGAACGUCAUUGGGGGAUAUUCACAUUUGAUGGAAGAGCUAAGUACACCCUUAACCUUGGCACCACGAAUUCAGGAGCAUUAGUUGAAGCAAAAAAUGUCCGUUACCUGGAGCGGAAAUGGUGUGUGAUGAAGUCAUCGGCCAAACUUGAUGACCCAAAUGUGGCACCAAGUGUGAGCUAUGCUUGUGGACUUGGUGACUGCACCAGCCUUGGUUAUGGAACAUCUUGUGGCAAUUUGGACGCAAGGGGGAACAUUUCCUAUGCAUUGAACAGUUACUAUCAGAUUCAGAAUCAGCUUGACAGCGCAUGCAAGUUUGAGAACAUUUCAACAAUCACUAAAUCAGAUCCAUCAACUGAAACUUGCAAAUUUGAGAUAAUGAUAGAGCCAUACUAUGGAGGUGCCAAGCGGACAGUAGGAUGCCCACACAAGCCAUUGGUUUUGGCUGCAGGUCUCAUUCUGUUUUUGCUUACAAUAUUAUGAAACUCAAAAGACUCCUUAACUUUUUAGAGGUACCAUUUUCUUUAAAUAUGGUGUAUUGGUAGCUAAAACAAUUUCGGAAAGAACAUGGAACCUAGUUCCAAUUUUUUUAGCAAUCUAGUAAUGCAGUUUUGGUUAA
Molecule: messenger RNA, 2597 nt
Organism: Ricinus communis (castor bean)
Lineage: Eukaryota; Viridiplantae; Streptophyta; Magnoliopsida; Malpighiales; Euphorbiaceae
Product: glucan endo-1,3-beta-glucosidase 6
Exons: 2
Coding region: 1013-2461 (482 amino acids)
Biological process (GO): carbohydrate metabolic process
Cellular component (GO): plasma membrane
Molecular function (GO): hydrolase activity, hydrolyzing O-glycosyl compounds
Source: RefSeq, a predicted model, not a curated record